AUAAUAGUGUAAUAUAAUGCGGCCACAAAGAAUAGAGUCGAUGCUGUACGAUAAAGUUUUUAUCGCGUAAGCGAUUAAAGUGCCGCGGCGCGCUUAACAAUUCGAAACGCAACAAGUGGCGGGAAAAUAUGGCGACAGUCAAGGUGACGCGCUGUCAGCUGUGCCGCGCGUCAGCUGUGCCGCGCGUUCCCGCCUUUUUCGAUUCAUCGCGUCGCGGAGCACGUUGCCGGCCGCUGCGUCAAGCCUAGUCAAGUCAGAAUCGCGUCGGGCAGCGCCGGGAUGUGUCGAGUAGUGUCGAGAUUCGGCUUUAGACACGCGGGUAUCGAAAAACGGUCGAUUUGACGCUUGGAAGGUACGAAGCAUGGAUCCGAGCGAGGUCGAGUUUCUCGGCGAGAAGGAGCUGGUCAGCAUAGUGCCGAACUUCAACUCCGACGUGAUCUACCUGAUCUCGGGUUCGGUGGGGCCGUUUCGCGCCGGUCUGCCCGUGAAGGUGCCGAUCUGGCUCGCCGUGUGCCUGAAGCAGAAGCAGAAGUGCCGUAUUGUCAGCCAAGAGUGGAUGGACAUCGAGGGUCUGAACGAGAGGAAGGAGAUGGAGAAGAUGUCCAAGUUAUUUACGGAGAUGCCGAGCUGUCAUUACAUGGACGAGAGUCAAAUUUUGCUAAACGUGGCGAACGACGAUAUUCCUGACGCGGAUGGAAUAAGGAUCGCCGUGAAGGACAUAUGGGAUAUAAGAAUGUCUAAAUUGCGCACAUCCGUGGACGCUUUUGUGAAGAGCGAGGGGGUGCAUGCGAGAUUGGAUCAUCUCACUGCAAUGGAAAUUAAUAGUAUACGACCGCUGCUGCCACAUGCGUUAGAUCAAAUGUUGCGGAUACAAUCUGCAAAUACAGGAGAAGUAAAUUCCCAGCAAAGCAGCGGAAGUUUGUAAGAAAAGUAAUAUCUAGUUGUUAUGUUAAUGCUUGUGUGAUAUAGUCAAUAGAGAUGUGUGAAUAUUUUUAUAAUUUUUACAGUUUGAUUGUCUAGUAUUUGAAUCAUAUUGGAGGUCAUGUAGUAUAAAUAACAGGGAAUAAAGUACACGGUAUAUUUUA
This is a messenger RNA of Wasmannia auropunctata (little fire ant), 1085 nucleotides long. It is a transcript of the gene Psf2, whose product is annotated as probable DNA replication complex GINS protein PSF2. Bases 362 to 925 code for a protein of 187 amino acids. The record is from RefSeq and is a predicted model, not a curated record. Gene Ontology annotation, cellular component: GINS complex; nucleus. Gene Ontology annotation, biological process: DNA replication; double-strand break repair via break-induced replication. NCBI's taxonomy places the organism in Eukaryota, Metazoa, Arthropoda, Insecta, Hymenoptera, Formicidae. The transcript is spliced from 4 exons.